This is a messenger RNA of Miniopterus natalensis, 1970 nucleotides long. RefSeq names its product phospholipid phosphatase 7 (inactive) (gene PLPP7). Gene Ontology annotation, cellular component: nuclear envelope. Gene Ontology annotation, molecular function: sphingosine-1-phosphate phosphatase activity. The record is from RefSeq and is a predicted model, not a curated record. NCBI's taxonomy places the organism in Eukaryota, Metazoa, Chordata, Mammalia, Chiroptera, Miniopteridae.
CCCAGGCCCGAGGCCGGCGCGGCUGGGGACUCCUCCGCCUCCCGGCGGCUCCAUUGGCGCCGCCCGCAUUGGUGGGCUCGAUUGGCUGCCCAGCUGGCAUUGACGUCCCUGGGAGCCCGGGCAGCCGGAGGUAAACAGCCAUGUGCGGUCCUCCACGCUAUAUUUAACUGCUGCCUGGACAAGGCAGAGAGGCGGGAGCGGUGGCGGCUCUGGGGGCGGCUCUGGGGGCGGCCCUUGCCUUGCGGAGGCCCUCGCAGCCGGCCUGGCACCGACCCUCCCAGUGCCAGCGCCGCCAUGCCAGGCUCCCAGACCCGGGCCCGGGCCCGGGAUCGCAACAAUGUCCUCAACCGGGCAGAGUUCCUGUCCCUGAACCAGCCCCCCAAGGGGGUCCCGGAGCCACGGAGCUCAGCUAGGAAGGCCUCAGGUCCCUCGGCACAGCCCCCACCCCCCGGCGACGGCGCCCGGGAGCGGCGCCAGUCUCAGCAGCUGCCCGAGGAGGACUGCAUGCAGCUGAACCCCUCCUUCAAGGGCAUCGCCUUCAACUCCCUGCUGGCCAUCGACAUCUGCAUGUCCAAGCGGCUGGGGGUGUGUGCUGGCCGGGCCGCGUCCUGGGCCAGCGCGCGCUCCAUGGUCAAGCUCAUUGGCAUCACGGGCCACGGCAUCCCCUGGAUCGGGGGCACCAUCCUCUGCCUGGUGAAGAGCAGCACGCUGGCUGGCCAGGAGGUGCUCAUGAACCUGCUUCUGGCCCUGCUCCUGGACAUCAUGACGGUGGCCGGCGUGCAGAAGCUCAUCAAGCGGCGCGGCCCGUUCGAGACGAGCCCCAGCCUGCUGGACUACCUCACCAUGGACGUCUACGCCUUCCCCGCGGGGCACGCGAGCCGCGCGGCCAUGGUGUCCAAGUUCUUCCUCAGCCACCUGGUGCUGGCGGUGCCCCUGCGCGUCCUGCUGGUGCUCUGGGCCUUCUGCGUGGGGCUGUCACGAGUGAUGAUCGGGCGCCACCACAUCACGGACGUCGUGUCGGGCUUCAUCAUCGGCUACCUCCAGUUCCGCCUGGUGGAGCUGGUCUGGAUGUCCUCCAACACCUGCCAGAUGCUCAUCUCCGCCUGGUGAGCCCGCCCCGGCCCCGGGAGCGGCGAGCGGCGAGGCCCCCUCGGGGUGGACUGUGCGGCUCGAGCUCCUCCGCUCCCUCUGGGCUGGAGGCUGGGGGCCGCGUGCGGGCCCACCGGUGGCCGGCAUGCCUGGUUGCACCACUGCCCCUGCUCUUGUGCCAAGGCCCAGCGUGGGGACAGCCCUGCUUGGCUUCUGCGCUGCAGGUAACAGGUGAGACCCAUGACGGCAGGAGAGGGGCCGAGUCUCGUCUUGUCCUUUCAUCAUCGUGACUGCUGAGUUCUUGGCUGUGCCCGCCGUGCCACAGUAUAAUGCCUGGCAAAAUACCCCAACCUUACCACCCAACACAGGUGCCAUUAUCGGUCAUCGAUAGCUUAGGACAGCACCUUCCAAAGGUGCCCCACUGGACACCAGCCCGGGAAGAACAAGGGUUUUGUGGUCAAAUACACUUGGGAAAUGCUGCAUCCUCUGCCCCACGUUGGACAUUGACAGGGGUUGUUACUGGCAUAAAGGCUCUGACAAGUCCUGCAGAAAAGCUCCCUGCGGAACCUUGUGUACCAUGUUUCCUAAGCUUAUUUGACCACAGAACCCUUUUCUCGUGGAAUAGCUAUUAACCCCUACGAAACUGCCAUUUCCUCAAGCUCAUUUUGGGAGAUGCUGUCCAGGAGCCGAAGGGCCUGAGGUGUAAGUUGGCCUCUCCCAGCGCCGACCAGUGCCACCGCCUGUGGAGAGCCCACAGCCUGUGGGCAUCAGUGCCACUUUGGCCCUCAGGGGCCGGACUCCAUGUGACCUAAUAGGUCGUUUCCAAGUCAACUGUUAUGUAUGUGCAUUUCAUGUGACAAUACAGAUGAUAUGCAAGGGGA